AUGCAGAGGCUGCGCCCCGAGUUGUCGCUCCGAGACUCUUCUGCCAUUUUACUUCCUCCCCCCGUUCUCGGGGUCCCCCCCGCGCGGGCGCCCCUCGAUCUCUUCCCCGUCCCCGGGGCCCCCCGGAACCACGGCGAGCCCGCGCGCUCAAGGACGCCCCGGGCCGGCCGCCAAGGACAAAGGACGCGGCGCCACUCACCGGGGUCCGCGCGGGCCGCCCCGACACCCAGCGCGUCGCCGAGCCGCCUCGGCCCUCGCGCGCCGCCAUUCCCCGCGGGCGCCGCCGGCGACGCGGCCUCCCCGGCCAUCUCGCGCCGACUCGGCGGCAACACGGCCGCCUCAGCCGCUCGGCCGCGCGCUCCCCGCCCCCACGCCGGCUCCUUCUCCCGCCCGCAGCGCCGCCGGCCCCACGCGCACGCGCGGCCCCGCCCCCGCGCCGCGCUGAUUGGCCGCCGCGCGCGACAGCCCCGCGCGGAUUGGCUGCCCCGCGCGCUUCCGGCCAACCUGUUUCUUACCCCUCCCCUCUGCGCGCAUGCUCGCUGGCGUCUUCCUGCCUUCCCGCCGCUGUCGUCGUCGUCGUCGUCGUCGUCGCUGCUUCGCCGCGAUUACCUCACGGAGGCCACACCCACUCACACCCGCCCCCAGCGCAAGCUCAGCGCUGAUUGGCUAGUGGCCAUGGCGCUCAGCUCCUCCCCGCUCUGUGAUUGGCUGAUGCUAGAGCUUGGCCCGCCUUCUGGGGGUGGGAGCGAGGCUCGCGCUCUCUCGCUCUCUCUACUCAGGCCGGGCGCCCCGCAGUGCAAAGGCCUGAAGGGGUGGUUUUCUUGA
Messenger RNA from Suncus etruscus (white-toothed pygmy shrew), 825 nucleotides. RefSeq lists its product as uncharacterized. The transcript has 2 exons. NCBI's taxonomy places the organism in Eukaryota, Metazoa, Chordata, Mammalia, Eulipotyphla, Soricidae. Bases 1 to 825 code for a protein of 274 amino acids. The record is from RefSeq and is a predicted model, not a curated record.